UCUUGCAGGUUGCAACUUUUAAUACUGGAGCGCGGACUUUGACCGACGUUACGUAUCAGUUUAUGUGCAUAUUACCUUGGUUGCCGCGCACACAUUUCAAGUGGGACACGUUUCAAAUGGGUCACCCGAAUUUAUCAUUGACAGCCGCAGGUCCGGUGGGGUUUGACACACUUGGUUGACCCAGGAUUACAAGAGGACAGUAUCAGAUCACGCACGACUGUAACAGGUGGCGAGAAUUCAGUCGGCGGGGGAGAAAAAAGGGUCGAUUUUCGUCUAAGCUGCGGCCCCCGUCUCCGGUUGUGGACUAGCUCGAGCCUGAGACAGAGAAAUAAUAAAUUACCAAGUGAUGAGGCGGGGCACAGCGGGCCCUGUCAGCGCGAGGUUAACGGGAUAUCGUCGGCGGAAGAGAGGUGUGAGCAUGGCGGCCGAGGUCGAUGAGGCGACUCGGCGAGAGUACGAGACCAUGGAACGUUGGUUGGACGAGCACCCCCACUUUACAAUGGACUACUUCACCCGGAAAGCGACCCGAGAGAUGGUGAACGCGUGGCUCUUCUCACAGGCGCUUUCGCAAACAACCAUGACAGCGCGGGAGUCCGUGCCCUCUGCUCCGAGCUCCGGCGCACAGACCCCCGUGCGGAGGGUGUCCAGCUCCGAUCUCGAGUCCCGUGGACUCUUCGGCUCGUACCGGCCCAUCCUCACCACCGUGGACGGCACCCCCUCGUUCAUCGACCCGCAGACGAUCGCGCGAACAGGCACCACGGCCACCACCACCACCUCCUCGGUCUCCACGCCUCGGCGCGGGGGUGUGUCGACCUCGCAGCUUCGGCAGGAGCUGCGCGCGCUAGACGAGCGAGAGAUGAUGCUCCAGCUCGUCCGAGACAUCUCCAAUGACCUGGACGUGAACCUCCUGUGCCACAAGAUCCUCCAGAACGUCUCUAUUCUCACCAACGCCGACCGGUGCUCGCUCUUCCUGGUGAAGGGGAACAAAGAGACGGGAGAGCGCUACCUCGUCUGUAAGCUGUUCGAUGUCAACAUACACUCCACCCUGGAGGAAGCAGAGAGCCAGGCGGCUGACCAGGAGAGUCGGUUCCCGUGGGGGAUGGGCAUCGUCGGGUACACCGCGGCCUCAGGCCAGAUUGUCAACCUGCCGAACGCAUACGAGGAUACCAGGUUCAACUCGGGUAUCGACCUUCAAACAGGCUACAAAACCCUCAGUAUCCUGUCCAUGCCGCUGAGAGACAAGGAUGGAGAGGUUAUAGGAGUUGCACAGGUGGUCAACAAGUGUGGAGGUUAUGGACAGAAAACUGAGGCUUUUAACGAGCAUGAUGAAAAGAUAUUUGAGUCGUACAUGGCAUUCUGUGGUGUGAGGUUACACAAUGCUUCUCUGUAUGAACAAUCACAGCUUGAAGUCAGGAGAAAUCAGGUUCUCCUGGAGUUGUCGAGGCUGAUUCUGGCAGAGCAGAGCUCCCUGCCUGUCAUCAUUAACAAGGUCCUGAUGCACACCCAGUCUCUGCUGCAGUGUCAGAGGUGCCAGGUUCUGCUCUUGGACGACACCUCCAAGGGCAUGUUUUCUCAGGUGUUUGAGUGUGCAGCGAGUGACUUUGAAGAUGACAACAUGAGCCAAGAGGAGCGACACAACAGGGACUUGUCGACCACCAACAAGCCACCAAGAUUCCCCAUUAAUAUCAAGAUCACAAGUCACGUGGCACUGACAGGAGAGACUCUAAACAUUCCAGAUGCCUAUCAGGACGAACGGUUCGACCCAUCUGUAGAAGAAGGUUGGGAUAAUAAGACAAGGUGCAUACUGUGUAUGCCAAUUAGGAACUCAACCAGGAAUAUAAUUGGAGUAAUGCAGCUGGUGAACAAGGUAGAUGACACCAUCUUUAGCAAGCAUGACGAGAACCUGUUCGAGGCCUUUGCCAUCUUCUGUGGAAUGGGAAUCCACAAUACUCAGAUGUACGAAAAGGUAGUCAAGGCCAUGGCCAAACAGAGAGUGGCUUUAGAGUGCCUUUCUUACCAUGCAGUGGCAUCAGAAGAGGAAGCAGAUAGGUUAAGAAAACUGCCCAUCCCUUCCUCUGACUGGUUCCACCUUCUACGCUGGGAUUUUGAUGACAUUGGGUUGGAGGAUGAGGAAACACUGAAGGCCUCCAUCAGGAUGUUUAUGGAUAUGGACUAUUUAAGGAAGUUCAGCAUCAACUAUAAGAGCCUGUGCCGGUGGAUGUUGAGUGUACGGAAGAACUACAGGAAUGUGACGUACCACAACUGGAGACAUGCCUUCAAUGUGGCACAGAUGAUGUUCACUAUGCUAAAGACUGGGUCUAUGGAGGACUUGUUGGAUGACAUUGAGGGUCUUGCCCUGCUCCUGGCCUGUCUUUGUCAUGACCUUGACCACAGGGGCACCAACAACUCCUUCCAGAUGAAGUCCAAUCACCCACUGGCCCAGCUAUACGGAACCUCUACCAUGGAGAGGCACCACUUUGACCAGUGUAUCAUGAUCCUCACUAGUGAGGGUACUGAGCUGCUAUCCAGUAUGAGUAAAGAUGACUAUGCAAAGUGCCUAGAUGUCAUGGAACAUGCAAUUCUCUCUACAGAUCUCGCACUCUACUUCAAGUGGAGAGGUGGAUUCUUCUCAAUAGUGGACAGAAAUGAGGCAGACUGGAGCAACAAGGAGAACAGAAAACUGCUGAGGAGCAUGAUGAUGACAGCGUGUGACGUGGCAGCCAUCACUAAACCCUGGCCUGUUCAACAAAGGGUUGCCCAGCUGGUUGCUUCAGAGUUCUUUGAACAAGGUGACCUUGAGAAAGAGCAACUGAAGAUACAGCCAAUGGACAUGAUGAACAGGGAGAAAAAAGACAAGCUGCCUGAGAUGCAGGUGGACUUCAUUGAUGCAAUCUGUAUGCCAGUCUACAAGUACUUAGCCAAAGCCCUCCCCAGCCUCAGUCCCAUGUUGAAGGGGUGUGAAGACAACAGGCAGCACUGGCAAAGCCUUGCUGACGGUAGAAGGGAACAGGAAGCUGCAAAGGCUGCUGGGAAGGAUGUUCUGGAGGUUGAUGGGAUAGAUGGAGAGGAUGCUGGGAAGAUAGCAAGCAGGGAAAAGGAUGAAUCAGUGGAAGAAGAGCCGGCUACUGUCGGUGACUCUCCAUCCAGAAUAAUUCUAGAAACAGGUGAAGAAGAGCACAACGGUUCGGGAGGGUGCUGUCCAGAGAGACCAACAUGUGCAUCAUAGAAGUCCUCUCCUCAAUCGGUGCUUCUUACAAGGGCAUUGUACAUCUACUGUAGAUCUUCUUUUCUAAUAGCAGGGCUGUCUCCAGGACCCAUCCCUUUCUUGGGAUGGACAAAAAUUCCAUUCAUUGUUUAAAAAAUUGUAAGCUUAAAGAUGUCGACAGACUUGACAACAAUUUUACUCCAAGAAAAUUUCCUUAUGAAAAUGUGAAAUAGCAUUUCAAAGGUUUCGAAGUUCCAAAAAUAGUGUAUGCCCCAAGACUCUCUGGAUUUUAAGGCACACCUCCCCCCCCCCAACAAUUACAUGGUCCUGGUUUGUAGAUUAAAAAAUAUGUCAACCUACAUGGACAUGGUAAACACCUGGUCCAGUCAAUUUAGAUUUGAAAAUUGGAAGAAUUCAGGUUCAGAUCUCAAUUCAAGUUGUUGGUUUCUCAUGUAUCCAUCUGUGUUGACUAUUACUUGUCAAUAAAGGCCACACCAAUCAGACUUGUUAUUAUAAACUAAAAGUAACUGUUACUGGAGUGUAUUUUUUUCCAAGAAAUUGAACUGGGCAGGUGGAAUUAAAAAAGAAGGGGAGGCCUGAGCAUUCUGUGAUACCUUAAAAGGCACAUUAUAUUGUCAACACUAGGCUAACUGAUAAUUCAUACAAUGAAUUUUUAAUGAUGCAUUGAUAAAAGGAUAUGAACUGUAACAACAAGGACUUUCUUCAACUGUUGGUGGCACCUUGAAUGGCACAUACUACUGUUUACUGGGGGAAAUGAAGCAUGUGGAAAAGAGAAACAACAAAUUAAAUUGUUGUAGCCUAACAUAUCAACCUGCAAGUAGUGAGAUGAAGUACAGACCUGCUAUCUACACCUUUCAUGAGUAGCCUGUAAAAAAAAAUAAUAUGAUCACUAAAUUAAAUACUCUAUGACAAUCUUACAUUCCAACUUAUACAAAAAAGUAUUCUAUAUAACUGAUGUGGAAAAAGGGUAAGGAUUUCAUACUAAUAAUUUUCCAACAUGAACAUGGCAAAAUUAAACACAGUGAUGUCUUAAGUUAACAUUAUUUUACCAGGUCGCAUACAAGUAAAUAUGCCAUUCUGAAAAAAAAUGAGAGAUCUCCAAUGCAACGUCAGCCAGACUGUAUUAUCUAAACUAUACAUACCAGAGCCAGCGCCUGUUUUCUCUGUCAAUAGCUGGCACCUUGGCUGUUGUGAGACAGAAAAAUGUUUAAACCUUGACAAUUUGAAACAAAAUUU
Molecule: messenger RNA, 4462 nt
Organism: Branchiostoma belcheri (Belcher's lancelet)
Lineage: Eukaryota; Metazoa; Chordata; Leptocardii; Amphioxiformes; Branchiostomatidae
Product: dual 3',5'-cyclic-AMP and -GMP phosphodiesterase 11-like
Exons: 22
Coding region: 347-3226 (959 amino acids)
Biological process (GO): signal transduction
Molecular function (GO): 3',5'-cyclic-nucleotide phosphodiesterase activity; protein binding
Source: RefSeq, a predicted model, not a curated record